Messenger RNA from Cherax quadricarinatus, 1810 nucleotides. NCBI's taxonomy places the organism in Eukaryota, Metazoa, Arthropoda, Malacostraca, Decapoda, Parastacidae. The record is from RefSeq and is a predicted model, not a curated record.
AUUAUUUCGGUUUGUAACAGGUGGUCCUGGACUGUGGCUCAUUCCUGACUGCUUGUAACAUCCGCAGUGUGGGAUAAAUGAGCAGUAUUUAAGACAAAACUUGUAGCUUCCAGUGAGAAGUGAUGAGUGGCACAGAUGGGGGAAUAAUAGGUGGUGACGGAGAGGUGCUGGAAGGGUUCCUGUGCCCGUUCUGUCUCAUUGACCUUACAUCCAUCACACAGCUCCAGGCUCACUUUGAGGAGCAGCACUCAUCUGAGGAUAAAGCUGUUCUCCAGUCUCUCAAAGGUUUUUUAACUAAGGCAAAGAAAAAGUUACUGAAUGAAGAUGAGCCAGAUUUUGCGUCACCACGAGGACGCACUCCCUCUGAUGGUGACACUGUGGAGUAUGAGCCUAAUAACCCAUGGAACUGGGAUCCUCCACCUUUGGGGCCUUCAAGAAGUCAUACAGCUCUUUUCAAAAAGAUAAGAAGUGCAAGAAUAGACUCCUUUGUUGCAGAGACAAACAAAUUGCUUAUAAGACUAGACAAACUUCUUAAGGAUUUACCCAAUGAUCCUGUGAAAAGAAAAGCCCAUGAGCGCAGCAUUGUCAUGUGGGCAGAGGACAAAGAUGUCCCACUCUGCCCAUUCUGUGCUCGGUCGUUCAACUUGGCCCGCCGCCGCCACCACUGCCGUCUAUGUGGAGGCAUCAUGUGUGAUGAGUGUUCACAUUUUCUGACCUUUGAUUAUGCAAAAAAGCUUGUAAGUCCAGUUCAUCAAGGCAGCCAAGAUCAGACACCAGCAUUAAGUACAAGCAGUGGGGCAGGCUCAGGCAUGUCUUCCUUACUCUCGGGCAUCUCGGGUCUGCGUCGCUCUGGCUCUCAGGGUUCUCUUAAUUCUCUUCUUUCUGUGAUGGAUUCCAUGACGGCAGAGCAACACUUCCGCACCUGUACACACUGUAUGACGCGACUCCAAGCCAGGGACAGUCAAAUGGAGCAACGUAUGUCAAAGCCUACACUUUCCCUCUACUACGAGAAACUGAUGGAAUACAGAUCCCAGAUUGAGAGUCUUUUACCUCAGUUUAUACGUAUGGCAGAGUCAUUAAGCUGUGGAGAAACAACAUACAGUCUACGAGAUGCAGAAGAACUACGAAUAAAAAUUCUCAAGAAAGGUGACAGCCUGAAUUCCAUGGCUCAGCGUGUGCGGACCCUGGGUAGCACUACAGGCCAAGACGUGACAGAUGCUGCCUCAAGUAAUAGCCCUUCUUCAGGCCCACGACAAGAACUUCUGCAGCGUAGAAUACAGUCUACUACAACAGGGUUUCUUAAGGAGCAUAUUCUUAGUCUUCCUAAGCUACCCAGUCACCAGGAGCUAAAGGAAAUGCAGGAGAGGAGGAGACUGGAGGCUGAAGCUCGAUUAGCAGCAGACAAGGAAGCACGGCGUAAAGCAGAGGAGCAUGCAGCCGAGAUCUUGCGUCGCAGGGACCGGGACUCUAGAGACUCGCCACGGUCCACACCAACACGAUCCAGUAACAUCACUCCUCCAUCAUUUGCUAACCUCAGAAAGCGUCAGCAGGCAGAGGAAGUGAUGGUGGACACUGGCUGGGGAGCUGACUCUUCUGCACAUAAUGUCACUGAAACAGAUGAUCCCAUGAUCCAACAGAUGAAUAUCAUAAGGAAUUAUAUAAAACAAGCCAGGUGGGUAAAAAUUUGUGUGGCCAUUUGCUUUAGUGUUGAUUCCCAGUUGUUGAUUAUAUGUAAUUUAACUUACCCUGCCUUAGUGGGAAUAGUCAAUGUGUUAAUAAAAUAAAUAAUUUAGCCUAAUGCUACCAAGUG